Messenger RNA from Ananas comosus (pineapple), 1736 nucleotides. Its product is annotated as serine/threonine-protein kinase HT1-like. Lineage: Eukaryota; Viridiplantae; Streptophyta; Magnoliopsida; Poales; Bromeliaceae. Gene Ontology annotation, molecular function: ATP binding; protein kinase activity. The record is from RefSeq and is a predicted model, not a curated record. Bases 452 to 1510 code for a protein of 352 amino acids. Gene Ontology annotation, biological process: protein phosphorylation. The transcript has 6 exons.
CACCCUCCUCAUCAGUCGUCGCCUCAAAAAAACCAAGUCAAUCUUCUUCCACUCUCUCUUGGGACCCCUCUCCCUUCCUCCCCAUCCCCAUCUCCAUCUUCGUGUCCUUCUCUCACUUCCUACUUCCUCCUCUAUUACUUAGAGAGAGAGAGAGAGGGGUUUGCCUCUUCCAGUAGCAUCUCGGGGGUCUUGUCGAUGGAGAUCGUGAUGAGACGCAUCUGAUCGGCAAGGCAGUGGGCGGGGGAUUCGGUGGAGUAGCGAAUUGGAGGCGAAGAGCAUGAAUUAGGACCCCCUUCCCCUCCCCUCCCCUCUCUUCCGGCCUCUUCUUCUCGUGUGUGGGGUUUUAUGUUUUCGGGAUUCAGUACAUAGAUAGAUAGAUAGAGAUAGAUAGAAAGAUAGAUAGAGAGGUCACAGGUCCGAUAGAUGUUAGAUCAUCUUCGGCUCUGUAGAGAUGGAAUCUGGGAACGGGUUCUUCGUCGGCGACGAUUUCCGCAUCGAUCACAAGUGGCUCAUCGAUCCCAAGCUGCUGUUCGUCGGCCCCAGGAUCGGGGAGGGCGCCCACGCCAAGGUCUAUGAGGGCAAGUAUAAGAAUCAAAAUGUUGCUAUCAAGAUUGUCCACAGGGGAGACACCCCCGAGGAGGUGGCGAAGCGCGAGGGGAGGUUCGUGAGGGAGGUGAGCAUGCUCUCCAGGGUCCAACACAAGAACCUUGUCAAGUUCGUAGGGGCAUGUAAGGAGCCGGUGAUGGUGGUGGUCACCGAGCUUCUGCUGGGGGGAUCGCUGCGCAAGUACUUGCUCAACUUGAGGCCGCGGAGCUUGGAACCUCGUGUUGCUGUCGGAUUCGCUCUGGACAUAGCUCGGGCCAUGGAGUGCCUCCAUUCGCAUGGAAUCAUUCAUCGGGAUCUAAAGCCAGAGAACUUGCUGUUGACCGCGGACCAGAGAACAGUGAAACUUGUAGACCUUGGUUUGGCGAGAGAAGAGACAUUGACAGAGAUGAUGACUGCCGAAACAGGAACAUACCGUUGGAUGGCUCCUGAGUUAUAUAGCACUGUUACAUUGAGGCACGGAGAAAAGAAGCACUACAAUCACAAAGUUGAUGUAUACAGCUUCGCAAUAGUGUUGUGGGAGCUGUUGCAUAAUCGGCUUCCUUUCGAAGGCAUGUCAAACCUGCAAGCCGCCUACGCUGCUGCUUUCAAGAACAUCAGGCCGACUGCAGACAACCUUCCCGAGGAACUGGCGCUGAUCUUAACCUCUUGCUGGAAUGAGGACCCGAAUUCGCGCCCCAACUUUAGCCAGAUUGUGCAGAUGCUUCUACAUUACCUCUCCGCUCUCUCCCCACCUGAACCUGUGGCCCCUCCUCGUGUGUUUAGUUCCGAGAAUGCAAUCCUACCACCUGAAUCUCCUGGAACAAGCUCGCUGAUGGCCGUUCGAGACGGAAUGGGCGACACACCCAAGGGCGACAUCGAAGGCAAGUCGAAGGGGUUAUUUUUCUGCUUCAGCCAAUGCUACUAAUUCGCGUUACCAUCAUCAAGAGGAAAUAAGCGGUUAGAGGAAAUGUCAAAUAGGUUGCACUUUUUGUUAUGCUGUAGGCAAAUUUUUACAUUUUGUUCGUUGUAGAUCGAGAAGGAGCAACUGCUCCAACUUUUAUCUGGCUGGACUAUGUAAGUCUGAUAAGCACCGUUAAUUCAUUUAGUCUUUAUCCGCUGUGAUACUCAGUAGAUAGACGUUCUUGACUUAA